UGGUAAUGUUUUUUUAAUUUUUUAUCCGGGACGAUGGAAGUAAGUGCAAUGCCGCCGAUGCCCUUGGACUUUUCUAUGGUGAGGAGUGGCUCACCUGGCGGCAGCCUUAGGGAGUCGCCGAGAAGUGGCUCCAAUAGCGCCUUUAGAGUUGUCACCCCAAAGGGAAUUCUAGCGAGUGAGGCUCUUCGGAACAGCCUAGGCCAAAACACCUGGUCACCAGUUCCUCGACCGGAGCCGAGGGCAUCUCCUCCGUCACACCACGACGUCUAUCCUAUCAGAGAGGAAAUCAAAUUCGGCAUCAACCGUUUGGUAAGCGAGAAAACCGACGAGGAAGAAGAUGAACAACACAAUGAAAUCCCAAGACCCGAAGGCAUUUCCCCUAAUUCACGCUGCGGCAGCUCAUGCUGGCCACCGUCUCCGCAAUCCCCCAGAUCAGUCCGGUCAAGUUCUCCUGAACUCGAAGUGGAUUCCCCUCCUUCUUCUCCAAGAAGACCUCCAGAUUCCUCGCCGCCCCCGAGAAGAUCCGAGUCGUUUUCUGUCAGUGCUCUCUUAAGACCUGAUGCACCUCGAGUCCAGCCGCAGCGGCCUUUCUUAUAUCCUCACCUGCCUUUCGCGGAGUUCCUUCGAGACGCUGGGAGUCUCGGGAUACCUUGGGGAGGUUACAGUAACCUAUACCUCCACGCAGUGCAGGCCGCUGGUCCGGAGUUCCUUCGGCUCCGAGCAGCUGUACUGGGAGCUCCUGGGCCUCUCUCGAGACCCCUGCCCAUCGGUGACGUGUACUCGUGUGUGAAGUGUGAGAAGAUGUUCAGCACCCCGCACGGGCUCGAAGUGCAUGCAAGACGGUCGCAUAACGGCAAGAGGCCGUUUGCUUGCGAAAUGUGUAGUAAAACGUUCGGGCACGAGAUUAGUCUUAGUCAACACAGGGCUGUCCACAGUGUGGAGAAGGUGUUCGAAUGCAAGCAAUGUGGCAAGACCUUCAAGCGGUCCAGCACGCUGUCCACCCACCUGCUCAUCCACUCCGACACCAGGCCUUAUCCCUGUCAGUACUGCGGGAAGCGGUUCCACCAGAAAUCCGACAUGAAGAAACACACUUACAUACAUACUGGCGAGAAACCCCACAAAUGCCAAGUGUGCGGCAAAGCGUUCAGCCAGAGCUCCAACCUCAUCACCCACUCCCGCAAGCACACCGGCUUCAAGCCCUUCGCGUGCGAACUUUGCGGGCGGGCGUUCCAGAGGAAAGUCGACUUGCGGAGACACAGGGAGACGCAGCACGCGGACCUUAGACACGUGCCGCACACUGACGUGCAUGGUAUGCAUGCGGAGAUGAUGCCAGAGCAUAGAAUAGGUAAGCGAUGA
This is a messenger RNA of Cydia fagiglandana, 1356 nucleotides long. RefSeq names its product zinc finger protein Gfi-1b (gene sens-2). The transcript is spliced from 5 exons. Gene Ontology annotation, molecular function: DNA-binding transcription factor activity, RNA polymerase II-specific. The coding region runs from base 34 to 1356 and encodes 440 amino acids. Lineage: Eukaryota; Metazoa; Arthropoda; Insecta; Lepidoptera; Tortricidae. Gene Ontology annotation, biological process: regulation of transcription by RNA polymerase II. The record is from RefSeq and is a predicted model, not a curated record. Gene Ontology annotation, cellular component: nucleus.